Zychaea mexicana is the source of this 774-nucleotide messenger RNA. RefSeq lists its product as uncharacterized. The record is from RefSeq and is a predicted model, not a curated record. NCBI's taxonomy places the organism in Eukaryota, Fungi, Mucoromycota, Mucoromycetes, Mucorales, Lichtheimiaceae. The coding region runs from base 155 to 625 and encodes 156 amino acids. The transcript has 2 exons.
CUACACACACACACAUAUAUACUUUCUCUCUCUACAUAUUCAACCGUACCUUUUCUCUUUUCCCUUUUCCUCUCUUUCUAAAAAGCUGCUGAUCGUCUAACUCUCUUCUACCCGCUCCCCUCCAAUACUUAUCCCCACUCUUACUAUAAAACAAAUGAACACUUUGCAUCGUCCAUCACAAUCCUCUUGCUCAUUUCUGUACGAUGACGAACAGCAACAACAAGGACAACGAGAAAAAGACGAAUUCAAUAACCUGAAUGGUGCGACUACCGCGUCUGCGAACACGACCGUAAAUACAGCAGCAUAUGCCACAAGGACCAUCGAUUAUGUCUCGUCCGCGUCUUUUCAUCAAAACACAAUGUUAUUGGAAGAGACCUCGCCCACGUCUUUACCGACCAGCAACUCUUCACCCAACUCGUUUACAAUGCCCUCGCCUCUUCCGCCAUGCGGCGCAACCGGGCUGUCGGAUGAAAUCGGAUGUGGAGAAGGAUCGGACUACCAUCAAUACCUAGUAGCAUCCGAGCAGCUACUACCAAAACAAGACGCCUUUGUCGAACAAGAACAGCAGCAUCCAUUCAGUUUAUCAGCAUCACAUCAAAUAUCAUACCCAACUGCCGGCAUGUAAGUGGGCUUUAUUUCUGCAUGACCCAUUCAUCAUUGUUUCUCCCACUAUAUAGUCCUUAUUCUGCCUUUCCUGUCGGAACGUGCAAUAUCCAGUCUCUAAUCAGAAAAGAGAGAGAUAGAGAAUCAAAAGCUUGGUAUAGACAAGUCGUC